CUCCGUCUCUGGUUUGGAUUCUGCGCAGCUGUGUACUUGCAGACGUAUUUGUUGAUAUAAGAAGGCAAUAAGUUGGUUUUUGGCUUGUUGUUAUUGUCUUGUUCUCUUGCUGUGUUCUCGGGGCUGGCUAUUUCUCAUCUAGCUUGUGUAUACUCCACCGAUGACUAUCGAGAUUAAAGGAAGCACCUCGCGGAGCACCUCCUCCUUCGUCGACACCCGCUCCUUUGUCGCCUACCUCGCCCGUGUAACCGUCAAGCACUGGCAACUCCGCGACCUGGUCUGCAAGACCUCGACACCGCACGAAGUCAUCUACGUCUCUGACCACUUUGUCAAGACCCUCGAUCUCAGCAACGGCCGCCGCGGGAGAUGCGCAGAGUUUACAUUCGAUCCGCAGUGCAUCGCCUCCGCGCACGGCAUCGUCGCCGCCGGCGGCGUCAUGCGCGGCCAGCUCGGGAUCACGUACCGGACUACUCCUGCCUCUGGCGCCACCGCGCCCGCGCCGGUCUACUUCUUUGAACUGGGCGGGUACAUCAACAACUCGAUCACGAUCUUCCGUCGCCCGGGCGCGCCGCAGGGCACCGCGUCCGCGCUGGUGUGCAACAACGACCACACGCUGCGGAUCCUCGACAUUGCCGACGCGCGCCACUCGGUCGUCGACGCGGUGCAGAUGCCGGUCCCGCUCAACCACGCCAGUAUAUCGCCGGACCAGAAGACGAUCGUGGCCUGUGGCGACUCGGCCCAUGUGUUUGUGUUUCAUCCCGAGGAAGGCCUGCGGGCUGCGCGGGUGCCGGAUGAUUUGGACGAGACCGCGCGGGUGGAUUUGGCAGGCGACGAGAGCGAGGAGUAUAGCGGACACAAGCGAUGGAAGCCGUCGGCGACGCUAGGUACUUCUUCCGACGCAGGCUUCUCGACCGCGUUCUCGCCGUCCGGUGUUUUGUUUGCUGUCGCCUCGCAGGACGGCGUCGCGAGCGUGUACGAUUCCCGCCAGCUGUCAAACAGUUCGAGCGCAAAGCCGUCGUCGUCGUCACCUCCUCCCGCGAGCAGCAGCGCGAGCAGCAGCCAGCGGCGACGGAACAGCCAGCGACCGCUCAAGUACAUUGAAUCCACGCGGCCGCUCGAGAGCUCGGGCGCGUUCCGGUCUCUGAAGUUUUCGAGCGGGACGGAGGACUUGCUUUUGAUUGCGGAGCAGACGGGAAGAGUGCAUGUGGUCGAUACGAGACGGCUGGAGUAUAAGCAGGUGCUGAAUAUUCCCGUCACGAGACGGUCUGGGUCCGGGUCUGGCCCUGAGCCAUCGUCGUCUUCGUCGUCGCGGAGGCGAUCACGAUCCGAGUCUGCGGACGAGGUGUCGGAGAUUGAGCGCCAGGGAUUCCGGCAGUCUACGUCGAUCUGGGGCGGUGGGUCCCGAGCGAGCGGGAGUACGGUUAAUAGAAGCCCGUUCGGGCCGUCGUGGACGUUUACAAAUACGCGGAUGCCGCAUCUGUCGUCGUCGUCUUCUUCUUCUUCGUCGUCGUCAUCACGGGCGUGGACUGGUAGAGAGGAGACGCGGGAUAGGUACCAGUUUGAGGAUGAGGAUGGAUACUACGACGACGAGGAUACGGGGUACAACUACUGUGCGACUGACGGGGCGUAUGAGAGCGGGAGCGACAGUGCGCUGGAGGAAAGCACGAGCAGCACGUCGCUGCGGAGUUACUUCCGGUACACGUGGGCGCGACCGCUUGUGAGCAGCACGGGCGGGAGCAGCGGGAGCAGUGGCGGGGGAAUCAGACGGGAGAAGGAUAUCUCAGGGCUGGCGUGGAGCGAGGAUGAUGGGGGGUCGAUUAUAGUUGGGUGGGACGGGGGGAUAGGAAAGUGGACGAUUGAUAGCCGAGGACGGCGGGUGUUUCCCUCGUAUAUCAUGCGCUGAUGUUGCUAUUGCAGAGUCGCUGAUAUUGAAGAGGAUGAGAGUCUGGGAGGAGUAUAUGGAAGGCGUAAUUGUGUGUGUUUAUUGUGACUGGAUUUGUGGAUUAUUGUUUUGAGAUUAUGGAAUUGCUAUCUCUUAUCGGACGGGUGAUGUACAGAAGUGAAUUUGAAAAGUAUGUACGGAUUAGAGGAUCGAUAGAGCAAUUGAUGAGAUACGAUAUAGAAAAGAGAAGUAGUUGAGAAGUAGUAGGUGAGAAGAGAGGAUGACAUCACAAUCAGCCAAUAAAGUUGCAGGGAGAUCAGAUUCCGGGGAGGAUGAUGGAGGAGUUGGCGGCGAGCAGAGCAGAUGGGGUGAGGAGUGGAUUGUAGUAGUAAUAGUGAAUCAAUUGAGUAUAUUCUACUAUAAU
Messenger RNA from Myxozyma melibiosi, 2306 nucleotides. Its product is annotated as WD40-repeat-containing domain protein. The record is from RefSeq and is a predicted model, not a curated record. Lineage: Eukaryota; Fungi; Ascomycota; Lipomycetes; Lipomycetales; Lipomycetaceae. Bases 161 to 1903 code for a protein of 580 amino acids. The transcript has 2 exons. Gene Ontology annotation, molecular function: protein binding.